Messenger RNA from Trichoderma aggressivum f. europaeum, 1542 nucleotides. RefSeq lists its product as uncharacterized. The coding region runs from base 1 to 1542 and encodes 513 amino acids. Lineage: Eukaryota; Fungi; Ascomycota; Sordariomycetes; Hypocreales; Hypocreaceae. The transcript is spliced from 2 exons. The record is from RefSeq and is a predicted model, not a curated record. Gene Ontology annotation, molecular function: oxidoreductase activity, acting on paired donors, with incorporation or reduction of molecular oxygen; iron ion binding; monooxygenase activity.
AUGGCGCUGAUUGAAUACGCCCUGUCGCCCUGGGCCAUUGUUGCCCUUGCCGGAGCGCUGGUCGCAUCGUAUCUCUACCAGUACUUUGUCACAUACGGACCCCUGCGCCGGUUUGCAGCUCCCUUUCCAGCGCAGUUUUCGAAUCUCUGGCUCUUGUCUGUCUGUCGUCGAGGCAAUCGAUACGCUACCGUCGACAAGCUGCACAAGAAGCUGGGCAAGUUUGUGCGGAUCCAGCCAAACCACAUCUCCAUUGCCGAUGACGAGGCCAUCAACCUCGUCUACGGCCACAACAAUGGCUUCUUGAAGUCUGAUUUCUACGAUGCCUUUGUUUCGAUUCGCCGCGGCCUCUUCAACACGCGCGACCGCGUUGAGCACACUCGCAAGCGAAAGAUGGUUUCUCACACCUUUUCCGCAAAGUCCAUUGGUCAGUUUGAGCCGUACAUCCACCAGAACCUCCAGUUGUUUGUCAAGCAGAUGGACCGUCUGGUCGACACCAGCCAGUACAAGGGCGAGAACGGCAGGAAAGAGACUCGCAUCGACUGUCUUCCUUGGUUCAACUAUCUUGCCUUUGACAUCAUUGGCGACCUCGCAUUCGGCGCUCCUUUUGGUAUGCUUGAAAAGGGAGUUGAUCUCGCCGAAGUGCGAGAUGCUCCAGACAGCCCGCCCAUCUACGCACCCGCCAUCGAGAUCCUGAACCGCCGCGGCGAAGUGAGCGCAACUCUGGGCUGCUUCCCGGCCCUGAAGCCCUAUGCCAAGUACCUUCCGGAUCCUUUCUACAGCAACGGCCUCGCUGCCAUCCAGAAUCUCGCCGGAAUUGCCAUUGCCUGUGUGAAGCGACGCAUCGACAACCCUCCCGACGUCGAACGCAAGGAUCUCCUCGCUCGGUUGAUGGAAGGCCGUGAUGACAAGGGCGAACCCCUUGGAAGAGAAGAGCUGACAGCAGAGGCUCUGACUCAACUCAUCGCCGGCAGUGACACGACCUCCAACUCUUCAUGCGCGCUGUUGAACUAUGUGGUCCGCACUCCCGGCGUCCUCGACAAGUUGCAGGCCGAGCUCGACGCCGCCAUUCCCAAGGACGUCCACGUUCCUACUUUUGAAAUGGUCCGCGAUCUACCCUACCUUGGCGCCGUCAUCAACGAGACUCUGCGCCACCACUCGACUUCCGGCAUUGGUCUCCCUCGUCAGGUUCCCUCAAACUCUCCCGGCGUCACCAUCUGUGGCGAAUUCUUCACGGCCGGCACCGUCCUCAGCGUUCCCACCUACACGAUACACCACUCCACCGAGAUUUGGGGCCCCGAUGCCGAGGACUUCAACCCCGACAGAUGGGCAACCGUGACCCAGCGACAGAAGGAUGCGUUUAUUCCCUUCAGCCACGGCCCCAGAGCUUGUGUCGGCAGAAACGUCGCCGAGAUGGAGUUGAAGCUGAUUGCGGCCACCUGGGCGAGAAGAUAUGGUGCCAAGGUUCUGCAAGGGCCCAUGUUGACAAGAGAGGGUUUCUUGAGGAAGCCUUUGGGGUUGGAUAUUGCUUUGUACAAGAGGUGA